Molecule: messenger RNA, 858 nt
Organism: Rhodamnia argentea
Lineage: Eukaryota; Viridiplantae; Streptophyta; Magnoliopsida; Myrtales; Myrtaceae
Exons: 1
Coding region: 1-858 (285 amino acids)
Biological process (GO): root development; shoot system development
Source: RefSeq, a predicted model, not a curated record
AUGGCUUCAUCAAUUGAGACCUCGAAAGUUACUAGCCAUUUCCGAUCAAUCAGCUUGCCUUCUAGGAGCCACCCUCUCACGACCACCGUAGAGGAGCAUUUGUCUAGGCUCAGAUCAUCAGAAGUGGUGUCCUCAUCCUCAUCGGCAUCCCAAAGUUUGGGAGAACUCAAGAGCUUGUAUGAUUGCAUCGAUGACUUACUUCAGUUGCCUCUCACUCAACAGGUUCUUUCCAACCUGAGAAGUCCCACUGAAGAGUCGUUGGAUGGUUCUCUCAAGCUGUUAGAUGUUUGUGGUAACGUGAGAGAAGCUUUUUCACAGAUGAAGGAAUGUGUCCAGGAGCUCAAGUCUUCUUUCCGAAGAAGGAGAAGAGGAGAUUCCAGCUUUGCCUUCAAAGUCGAAGCAUACAUCAACGCUAGAAAGAAGUUGAACAAAGUCAUCAGCAAGCACUUGAGAAGUCUGAAGAAGAAAGGCCCUACGAAGGGCUCUCACAAUGAAGCUACCCUUAGCAUACUAGGAGAAGCUGGAGAAAUCAGCUAUUCUGUGUUUGGGUCCCUCUUAGGUUUCCUUGCUAUGACAAGUGCAGGCACGAAGUCUAGAGGCUGGUCUCGAGUGUCAAAACUGCUGGAAGCUAAACGCCUAUCAUGCGAUGGAGGAGAGGAAACCAAUGAAGUACAAGGCCUGGACGCCGCGUUGCUCUCCCUCAGAAUGAGCAAAGGCAUUGAUGAUCACUUAGGCGAUCUGUCAGAGCGAUUGGAGGAACUAGAGCUGAGCAUUCAAGAAAUUGAGGAUGACUUGGAAUGCAUUUUCAGGCGCCUAGUGAAAUUGAGGGUUGCCCUUCUCAACAUUGUUAACCACUAG